AUGACUUUGAAGUCUCAGUUUACCAUGGGUGAGGAUGAAGUUGGUCUCUUCGUUCAGUUUAUUGGUCGUUCCAACAAAACAGUCAAAGGCGGUCUCAAACAUCGCAAAAUAGAACACAAGAACAUAAAGCAUUACUUCACAGAUGAAGACACUGACCGGAGCCUGCAAAGCUUAUACUUUACUUACCUAGGGAUUAUUGUUGAGAGGAAAUUUUACAAGGGACCUAUAGCAGGAGUUCUGAAGUUUUCGAAACAGAAUGUUGGUAUGAACAAGCUUGAGAAUCUGAUGAAGAGUAUGUGUGAAAAAGCAGGAUUGGAAGGCAAUUUUACCAACCAAUCAGGAUGA
Molecule: messenger RNA, 345 nt
Organism: Magallana angulata
Lineage: Eukaryota; Metazoa; Mollusca; Bivalvia; Ostreida; Ostreidae
Exons: 1
Coding region: 1-345 (114 amino acids)
Source: RefSeq, a predicted model, not a curated record